GAAAAGGAGGGCUGAGGGAGGAGAUAAAGAGGAGGAGGAUCCAGUGGGGGGGAAGGAAGGCAGGGAUGUGAGCUCGCAAGGACAGAUGGCACAGAGGGGAGGGGAAAACACUCCACUCGCCUGCCAGACCGUGUGAGACGCAGCCGACGCUCGACGACAGCAGCUCCGAGGAGGAUGCUCGGAUCGACGCCGCCACCUUCAUCGCCCAGGAGGGGAGCGUAACCGGACGACAAAUACAUGAGGAGGCAAGCAGCGGAGCGGAAUCUACCAUUUUUGAGGGUCUCUUUCGCCUCCUGCCUUUAGGCGUUUUUUUUGGUGUGUGUGUUGAACCAACCAUGAGCGAGGCCAAGAAAGGUGAGCUGGCCAUCCGCGAUAAAGCCAUCCUGCACCAGCAGCGACGUCUCAAGCAGGCCACGCAGUUCACGCACAAGGACUCGGCUGACCUCCUGCCCCUGGACGGCCUCAAGAGGCUGGGGACGUCCAAAGACCUGCAACCUCACAGCAUCGUCCAGCGGCGCCUCCUAGAGGGCAACAUCACACGGCUGCGAGGCGAGGCGCGUGACCCGGGCGCCCGGGUGCGCUCGCCGCUGGCCGACACCAAGGACGAGGAGAGGAGCGAGAGCACCGCCGACUCCUCCGCCGAGGAGAGGGAGGAGUCUCCGGUAGACGACGAGGAGGCGGCGCCACACGCCCACCCGCUCACGGCGCUGCUCGUUCAGUGCAAGUGCUGCGAGGCGGAAGUCAAGGCGUCGUUAAACACCAGCAGCCCGCACAACCACAUCUCUGCUUCCUGCUGCCACAGGCUGGGCCUGGCGCCCAGUCCGCACUCCGGCAGCUCCGUCAGGGAUGUGAAGCUCCAACUGGGCACCACGACGCUCCAAUGUUCCGCUUUGGUCCAAGAGGACCAGACGUUUGAGCUGAGCCUGGGUCUGCAAACUCUGCUGCAACUCCAAUGCUGCUUGGACCUCAACAACCGGGUCCUGAAGCUCGGAGGCGACGACGCUGGCGAGGAGCUGCCCUUCCUCGGCCUUGCCGACCACCCCCCGUCCGAAAAGCACAACCACAACCUGUGAGCGUUUCUGAUUGGACCACAACACCCGUUUCUAACGAGACUGGGCUGGGCUUUCCGUUAGCAUCCUCGCGGAAGGCUAAGCUAAGCUAGGCUAACACCCUCCAUUUCCUGAACGGAGUUAGCUGGCGGGCUCACGUGUCCCCUCGUUCUACCUCCUCCACAAACGACGACACGCGCUGGAUUUUAAAGCGCAAUUAGCGGCUCCUUAGCGUCCAUCUUUAGCCGUGGAGAGGGCGACGGUGUCCUGGUUAGACGUGCCCCCCCUCGACCCCCCAAGAUAAACAGCCAGUCAAACAUUCCAUGUGCAUGACUUUGUGGAGUAAGUCUGCAUGUUUGUGUACUCUUCUGAUAGCCUGAACCUCGAGAGUGUGUGUGUGUGUGUGUGUGUGUGUGUCCAAGCUGCCUUCCCACGCCGCCUUUCUGUCUCAAAUCUUCAAGCUUUGCUUCUCUUUUUUGGCGAGACGGAAUACUAUGAUACUAUGUGAAUUUAUCGCCUACAUCUGCCGGGUGUUUUUUUUUUUUUUUACGAGCUAGCGCGCCACCUGCCUCUCCUCGUGCGCACGGGAGCUUCCUGCCAACCAGGGAUGCACGUGUAAUAACCACACUACACCAACAGGGGGCAGCACAGUUGAUUUGAAGGACAUUUCUACAGCUUAGUUUGUGUCACAAAUGAGGGUAGAGUGCAAUAAAUUAUUUAAAUAUAUAUGAUUUAUUCAUGAAUAAGUAAUAGAUCUAUGUGCCAACAUUUAAUAAAGCUAUAUAAAUGGGUAAAUUGUUUAUUAUAUUGGUAAUUAAAAAUGUUUAUUAAAAUUGUGAAUCAUAAAUAGGACUUUAAAAUUAUUUAUCUUGAACGCACAACCAAUUCAUAUAUUUGUAAUUUGUUUAUUACAUAACUUUAAUACUGAAUUUAAAAAUAAAUUGAUUUAUAUUGUAGUGGUUAGCGUUCUGGCCCUUGCAACGGAUGCCCCGUGUUCGAAUCUGCACAGUAAGCACCAUUGUAUUCAUCAGGAAGGGCAUCCGGAAUAUAAAGGGCUCAAGCCAAAAAUCAGUAUGCGGAUCAAAAAAAUAUCUGCUGUGGCGACUCCGUAAGGAAAAAGCAGAAGAAACAAACAAAAAUAUUUUUUAAUGACCAAAUGUAUGCUUUUUUUUUCUUGUCAAUUUACAACUUUAUUUUAACAAAUUGACAAGAAGAAAAGCUGUAAAUUAGACACUAUGACACAACUUUUUUUCUCAUGAAUUUAUGACUUUAUUCUCGUCAUAUUACGAGUUUUUGUCUCAAUCAUUGACUUUUUCCUGGUAACAUUUCUCUUGUAAAUUUACUUUACUUUAUUCUUGUCAAUUGACAUUAUUCUCACUUUUUUUCUCCUAAAUUUAAUUUACAACCUUUUUGCGUAAAUGUGUGACUAUUUUCCUACAUUUAUGACUUUAUUUGACCAGAUUCAACACAAGUAGAAGAAAAAAAAAGUUUUACAUUUACAAAAAUAAAGUUGACACUGAACUCUAUUCUCGUGAAUUUUCGACUUCCUUCUUAUACUAUGAGUAUGUGUCUCAUUAAUUUGACUUUUUUUCUGGUAAUUUUGUGACAUUUCUCUUGUAAAUGUACUACUUUAUUCUCGUACAUUUACAAGAAUAAAUAUGAGAAUAAAGUUGAAAAUUGACAAGAAAAAAAAAUUUGACUUCAUAACAUCUAGCAUUACAACUUUACCAACAUUAUAUUACCAGUUUUUGUCUCGUAAAUAUAAGACUUCACUGUGGAAAUAUCCGAUUUUUCAAUGUGGCCCAAAUACUGAUUUCAUUUUCGCCACCAAUUGCAGACCCUCUGGUGCCUCCUGUGGUGGAAAGUGGUACGACAAGAGAAAUGAUUCAUAGCGUGUAAUGACUUUUCUUACGCUGUAACAUCUUGUUCAACGCCUCCGUGUCACAUCUGUGUUUUUGUAAAAGCUUUGAGUAGCAUUUUGGGUUUGUUUCUGCUAUAUUUGGCCGCUACUCCCCCUGCCAGCGCCAUCAACACAGAGGUCUAGUUUGUCCUCCUUUUGGUGUUUCUCUUUCUCUGAGCAGUAUUUUCUGUGUGAUAAAUAAAAGAUAUGUAUUCUG
Doryrhamphus excisus (bluestripe pipefish) is the source of this 3166-nucleotide messenger RNA. RefSeq names its product nuclear receptor interacting protein 2 (gene nrip2). The record is from RefSeq and is a predicted model, not a curated record. Lineage: Eukaryota; Metazoa; Chordata; Actinopteri; Syngnathiformes; Syngnathidae.